AUGUCAAAAUCUAUGGAGCUUCCGGAUUGUGUGUAUCCUAGGCCACCAUUUACAAUCCUACCAUGUGCUCCAACACCAAAGCAUUCUCUCCAUCUAUCCAAUCUUGACAACCAAAAGUUCCUGAGAUUCUCCAUUAAGUAUGUGUACCUCUUCAAGCAAUGUGUGAGCUUGGAUGUAUUGAAGUCUUCUCUGUCAAGAGUUUUGGUGGAUUACUACCCCUUAGCUGGGAGGUUGAGGAGGAGCAGCAUUUGUAAGGAGGAUGAUCACAAGCUAGAGGUAGAUUGCAAUGGAGAAGGUGCUGUGUUUGCUGAGGCUUUCAUGGAUGCCACUGCUGAACAAUUACUUGAACCCUGCAAGCUCCCAAACAAUUCAUGGAGGAAGCUCUAUUACAAGGUGGAAGCUCAGAGUUUCUUUGAUGUUCCUCCUCUUGUAAUCCAGGUGACAAGUCUCCGAUGCGGAGGGAUGAUCCUGUGCACGGCGAUCAACCACUGUCUAUGCGACGGCAUCGGCACGUCCCAAUUUCUACACGAUUGGGCCUAUCUCACUAAAGAGCCCAGCAACGAAUUACCAAUCACACCUUUCCAUGGACGACACGUGUUAAAUCCUCGAGACCCUCCCCAGGUGCACUUCACCCACGCGGGAUACACCAGAAUAAACUCCGCCUCUCAUCCAGUUGACCUGCAAAAGUGGAUGAUGAUGAUGCCCUCGCAGUCGCUGGUCGCCACGUCAUUCACAUUCGAACCCUCCGAGGUGCUUCGGUUAAAGAAACAGUGUGCUUCGUCGCCGAAGCGCAUCACCACCUUCAAAAUCGUGGCGGCACACACGUGGCGCGCGUGGGUUAAAUCACAGAAUCUCAGUCCCACUCUAACCGUGAAGCUCCUUUUCUCCGUCAACGUUAGAAAAAAGGUUAACUUCCCCGAUGGAUAUUAUGGGAACGGGUUUGUUCUAGCAUGCGCCGAGAGCACCGUGAGAGAUUUGGUAACAGUUAAUAACGAUAAUAAUAAAGGUGAUAGUGAUAUUAGUCACGGUUUGAAAGUGUUACAACAAGCUAAGGCUAGUUUGGAUGAGGAAGGGUAUAUAAGGUCGAUGGUUGAUUUGUUGGAGGACAAAAUGGUGGGUGUUGAUCUUUCUACGAGUUUGGUUAUAUCGCAAUGGUCAAGGCUAGGGUUGGAGGAUGUGGAUUUCGGAUUAGGAAAACCCUUGUACAUGGGUCCUUUAACAAGCUCUAUUUAUUGUUUGUUUUUACCGGUGGUUGGUGAUGCUAAUGCGGUGAGAGUGCUUUUGUCGGUUCCGGAAAGUGUUGUGGAAAGUUUUCGUUACCAUAUGGUGGUGAAAGUGAAUGAGAUAGAACAUGAGAAUGGUGGUGUUAACCCAAAAGGUUAUCAAAAACAAUGA
This is a messenger RNA of Sphenostylis stenocarpa, 1395 nucleotides long. Lineage: Eukaryota; Viridiplantae; Streptophyta; Magnoliopsida; Fabales; Fabaceae. The record is from the annotation of a GenBank genome assembly.